AUGUUGAACAAGGGCGACAAGAAAGACAAGUCCAGUCCGCGCCAGAACAGAACCGACCUGCUCAAACCAGACUUGUCGCCGCACAAGCCUGUACACCCGCUUGGCUGUGACCCGCUGCACGGCCCAUCUUUACCCAAACAUAUCGUCAUCAUCCUUGGUGUUGGACCUGGUCUUGGAAUCUCGAUCGCUCAAGUCUUCGCUUCUCGAGGCUACAUCACUGCCAUCCUCUCCCGAAGCAAAGCUGAAGGAGAGAAGCUUUCAGCAGCAUUCGCCUGUGAUGCGCUGAACAACGAAAGUAUCGCCUCUGCCGUUCAAGAAGUAGCUGUCCAUUGGAAGGAUAAGAAGAUUGGCACUGCUUGUUAUAAUGCUUCCAUUCGCAAGCGAGGUCCCUUUUUGGAGCAGAGGUUGGAUCAGAUCAAAGAAGCUGUACAGGGAAGCAUUCUGGGCGGAUUCAGUUUCGCUCAAGCCGUGUUGAGGCAGAUGGAAAAAGGUGGGGAGGGAGGCAGUUUGUUGGUGACUGGUGCAACAUCGAGUACAAGAGGAAGGGAAGGCUUUGCUGGUUUUGCUGCUAGUAAAUCCGGCCUGAGAGCAAUGUGUCAAUCAAUAGCAAGAGAGUACGGUCCCAAAUCGAUUCAUGUUGCACAUGUCAUCGUUGAUGGACUUAUCGAGUCGGAUACUGCGUUGGAGUAUCUGGGUAUGCCCAAGGCAAGUCGGUUCCCUGAUGGUUCGGCUCUACUGCCACCGCAGAUGGCCAAGACGUGGCUUUUCCUUGCUCAACAGCAUCAGUCGAAUUGGACGUUUGAGAUGGAUCUCAGGCCUGCUCGCGAACAUUGGUGA
This is a messenger RNA of Ustilago hordei, 837 nucleotides long. RefSeq lists its product as uncharacterized. The record is from RefSeq and is a predicted model, not a curated record. Bases 1 to 837 code for a protein of 278 amino acids. Lineage: Eukaryota; Fungi; Basidiomycota; Ustilaginomycetes; Ustilaginales; Ustilaginaceae. The transcript has 4 exons.